ACUUGUGCGUGUUGGCGAUGAUUCUUUCGCUGUGGACGGGUGUCUCCAGGGGCCAGUGCCCAGAAAAGUGUUAUUGCGAUGGACAUCGUGUAAGAUGCAGAGGACAGCAACUGUCGACCAUACCCCUUUCUCUUUCCAACGCUACCAUCUUAGAUUUAUCGAUGAGCAUGCUCGAAUCCCUACCGGAAGAUGCCUUUAAAGGAUGGCCGAAUCUAACGGGAUUGGAUCUGUCAUCCAACCGAUUACGCAACAUUUCCCGGGCGACGUUCAGGGGCUUGGCAAAACUACGCUGGCUGUAUUUAACCUCCAACACACUCGAAUAUAUUGACGACGGUGCAUUUGAAGGAAUGUCGGAUCUUGAACAACUGAACCUGCAUGACAACCGAUUACGCAACAUUUCCCGGGAGACGUUCAUUGGAUUGGCAAAGCUACGCAUUCUUUACCUGAGAAACAACCGGAUACGCAAUAUUUCUCGGCCUGAGUUCAGGGACUUGACUCAUCUUAAAGAACUUUAUCUAUCUAACAAUCCGCUCAUAUGCAACUGCCAGCUGCGAUGGCUCAUCGAGACAGUACAGGACAGCAAGUCCAAGCUAACAGUACACGGCGCCGUGUGUAGUGAGCCCGCACACCUGAAGGGACGUAACAUAGUGAAUGUCAUCCAAUCGGAUCUGAACUGCCCUACGCAGGCAAACAAUACCAACGAAUGCGCAACUGUGCCGUGUAAGAACGGCGCCACGUGCACUAAUCUUCAGAACACGUACUCGUGCACAUGCUCACCGGGCUGGCAUGGACUCAGCUGUGAUCAGGGUAUGGCUAUAAAGAACCUGUGA
This is a messenger RNA of Dreissena polymorpha, 830 nucleotides long. RefSeq names its product probable oxidoreductase PXDNL. Gene Ontology annotation, molecular function: calcium ion binding; protein binding. The transcript is spliced from 8 exons. Lineage: Eukaryota; Metazoa; Mollusca; Bivalvia; Myida; Dreissenidae. The record is from RefSeq and is a predicted model, not a curated record. Gene Ontology annotation, cellular component: plasma membrane. The coding region runs from base 18 to 830 and encodes 270 amino acids.